AUGAUCCCAUCAGUCAAGGAAAAUGCCCCUGGUGGGUUUAAUCCUGUGCACUUUACUGUGUUAUGCCUCAUCCUCCUCACCCUCCGGUUUCUCUAUGUAGGUCUCACGUGCCCUACAAGACAUCUUCCGGGACCUUGGUACACUCGCUUCACACAUCUCCGACUGAAGCGAGCAGUUGUCACAGGCCAGAGGAUAUUCUACAUCGACUCACUUCACAAGGAGUAUGGCCCGGUCGUUCGACUGUCACCUAAUGAGGUCGGUGUGGCAGACCUCGAUGCCUUCAAGGAGAUCCACAAGAUCGGCACGAAGUACAUGAAGAGUGAAUGGUACUUGCGAUUAGCCAACUUCCCCAAGGCAGGCGUCUUCACCAUGCUUGACCCUCGCGAGCAUGGACCCAGAAGAAAGCUCUUGUCCCGCUCGUUCAGUAGGACCUACCUUGUCGAGAACUGGGAGUCGACUGUCAGAGAGAAGGCACUUCUUGCUGUCAACAAGAUCAAGGCAGAUGCUGUGAAGGGCACCGCGGAUGUGUACAACUGGUGGAUGCUGCUUGCCUCCGACGUCAGCGCACACCUAGCCUUCGGAGAGUCAUUUGGUAUGCUGGAGACAGGACAUCAAAACCAGUUCCUUCGCGUGCUCAAGAAGCUCACUAUGGGUGCUGGUAUCAUGGUCGAGAUGCCCUUCUUGCGCUUGUUGAGGUUCGUUCCCAUCCCUGCUGUGCAGGAGAUGUUCAACGCGAACGAGUACAUCCUCCAAGGCGCUGGCCGUGCAGCAGAGAUGGCGCGAUCCCGUCAGGGUGAGGCCAACAUCUUCGCCAAGGUCAUCGAGGACUGCGAGAAGGAGGGUGAGGGUCACAUCGACGACAUGGAUGUCAAGAUUGAGGCUAUGAAUGUCAUCAUUGCCGGCACUGAUACCACUGGCGUCACUUUAACUUACCUCACAUGGGCUGUCCUCCAGCGCCCUGACCUACAAGCUGCUCUCGAAGCAGAGGUUGCCUCACUUGCAGAAGACUUCACUGAGAACAGCUUGAUCAGCCUUCCUUUGCUUAACGCUGUCAUCGAAGAGACCCUCCGACUGUAUGGUGCCGCACCUAGCAGUUUGCCCCGUGUCGUCCCUCAGGGUGGAACUAAGUUCUCCGGACUUUACAUCCCACAAGGCGUGACUGUCGACACACAAGCCUACACCUUCCACCGCGACCCCAACAUCUGGAGUGAUCCUCUGACCUUCAAUCCCUACCGCUGGAUCGCCUCGAAAGAAGGCUACCCCGCCGAAGCACUAUCGCCUGCCGCAAAAACAGCCUUUCACCCCUUCGGUGCCGGUGCGAGAUCAUGCAUUGGUAUUCACCUUGCACGUAUGGAGUUGAGGUAUGCAGUAGCGUUCAUGUUCAGGGAGAUGAAGGGCGUCAAGCUUGCGGCGAGCACGACACCUGAGAGCAUGGAGUUUGAGAACUUCUUCUUGAUUGCACCCAAGGCGCAUCGAUGCGAGAUUACGUUCAACUAG
Molecule: messenger RNA, 1497 nt
Organism: Macroventuria anomochaeta
Lineage: Eukaryota; Fungi; Ascomycota; Dothideomycetes; Pleosporales; Didymellaceae
Product: cytochrome P450
Exons: 4
Coding region: 1-1497 (498 amino acids)
Molecular function (GO): oxidoreductase activity, acting on paired donors, with incorporation or reduction of molecular oxygen; heme binding; monooxygenase activity
Source: RefSeq, a predicted model, not a curated record